Lobosporangium transversale is the source of this 1100-nucleotide messenger RNA. RefSeq names its product signal transduction histidine kinase. The transcript has 3 exons. Lineage: Eukaryota; Fungi; Mortierellomycota; Mortierellomycetes; Mortierellales; Mortierellaceae. Gene Ontology annotation, cellular component: nucleus; cytoplasm. Gene Ontology annotation, molecular function: protein histidine kinase binding; histidine phosphotransfer kinase activity. The coding region runs from base 393 to 917 and encodes 174 amino acids. The record is from RefSeq and is a predicted model, not a curated record. Gene Ontology annotation, biological process: phosphorelay signal transduction system; phosphorylation.
CGGAAGAAGAAAGCUAGUACGUGAGCCACGCGCGUUCCUUUCGAACAACACUUUUUUCACACAUUCACAUCCUUUCUCUCUCAAUCUUUCUCUCUCUCCCUCUCUCUCCCUCUCCCUCCUUCUCUUAUUUUUCUUUUCUUUUAUAAUAACAAUCCCUUCAUUCUUCCUCUAGUUUUUCUCUUCAACUUUCCUUUUUUCUUUUUUCUUUUUUCUUUAUCUCUCUUCACUUGUUCAUUACGGUUUUUAACUAUUACAUCAGCAUCUCAACUGCAUUCAUAGUCGAAUCUGAUCUUUUUUUUAUUUUUUUAUUUAUUUUUUUUUUGAUCAAAUACAUCACAUUUUUUCAUUACUAAUCUCAUUGAUUAUUUCUUAACCAAGCCGAAUAUACAAUCAUGUCGGCAACCAGCCCAACAAAAGCAGCGGCCAGCGCAGAAGAAGCGCCGAUCAGCAAGAGCAAAUAUGCUGAGGAAUCUGAACAAGCAGAUAGAGCUGAGUCCGAGUCAGAAGCAGAUGCUGUAUAUGAUGAGGAUGAUAUCAUUGACCAUGUAACAUUUGAUCAGCUGUUGGAAAUGGAUGAUGAAGAGGAUCAUGAGUUCUCAAAGUCCUUGGUCUGGAACUAUUUUGAACAAGCAGAGAAAACCUUCGCUGAUAUGGAAGCUGCCAUGGAGAAGCUUGAUUUCCCAGAUUUGUCGAGACUUGGUCAUUUUUUGAAAGGUUCAUCAGCAGCAUUGGGUCUGAUCAAGGUCAAACAAUCAUGCGAGAAGUUGCAGCACUAUGGAAACCGCAAGGAUGCGACUGGAAAUAACUCUAUUACAAAUGAGGAAGCCGAGAAUUUAAUCCGAACAUUGUUGGUUGAGAUGCGGAGGGAAUAUGAUGAAGCUGAAAACUAUCUUCGAGUAUUUUAUGAGGAGUCAUAGAGGUAGUUGUAGUAGAAAUCGUAAUAGCUAGUCCGUUGUAGUUGAGGAACUAUGUAAGGACAACCCAUCCUCCCCUUUUCUCUACUGGGGCCAUAAUUUUUUUUUUUGUUUUUUUUUUAGAACCUCAUCGAGGAUCCGGGACAAUGGAUUCUUUUUUUCUCUCAAUAUCUUCCUUAUUCAUCC